UGUGAUCGAUAUUAGUGCACAUACCUUUACAAUACUAUAAAACAGUACGGUAUAUGUCCCCACACGUUGCACUCGCACGAUUUUCUGUACAACAAGUACGCUAGUUUUUGACUUGAAAAUCAAUUUGAAAAACGAAAUCGAUACGCCGCGACACUACCAGCCUAUUGCGCGAUGGUUGGUCUUAACGCGUUCCGGCUAAUGGCCAGCUGUAGACGAUUGUCGAUCUUGGAAGCGAGCAGACGAUGGAAAUCAAAUAUCGGCUUCGUCGGUCUGGGAAACAUGGGAGUUCCGAUGGUGAAAAACUUAUUGAAAAACGGCUACGGAGUGGUGGGCAACGACGUGUCGGCAGAUCGGAUGGACUUGUUGCGAGGCCUGGACGGAGCCAAGACGGCGGACACGUUACAGGAAGUGGCAGCGUCCUCAGACGCGGUGGUCACCAUGUUGCCGGAGAGCGAACACGUGCUUUCGGCGUACACGGCUCUGCUCGAGUCCUCGAAAACGGAUCAGAUAUUCGUGGACUGCAGCACGAUCAGUCCUGAGAGUUCAAAGAAAGUGUCUGACAUGGCCGAGCGGAAAGGAUGCAAGUUCCUAGGAGCCCCAGUGUCAGGAGGAGUGGUGGGCGCGGAGAAUGGUACACUGACGUUCAUGGUAGGCGGCGAUGAGAGCACGCUGAAAGAAGCCGAGCAGCUAUUCGCGUCCAUGGGGUCCAGGUGCGUGUACUGCGGUCCGGCUGGAUCGGGGCUAAUCGCCAAGAUCAGCAACAACAUGAUCCUCGGCAUGACCAUGGUGGCUGUGGCCGAAGCGAUGAAUCUGGGCGUGAAGUUAGGUAUGGAUCCGAAGAUAUUGGCGUCCGUGAUCAACACGAGCUCCGGUAGGUGUUGGGCGUCAGAGAUCAACAAUCCCGUGCCCGGAGCAAUCGAGAAGAGUCCCAGCAACGACAAUUAUCAGAACGGUUUCAAGUCCAACUUGCUGCUGAAAGAUAUGAACUUGGGCAAGUCACUCGCCGAAGCGUCCCACGCGCCCACGCCGUUGACGAAGCAGACCGUAGAUCUGUACCAGCGGAUAGCGGAAAAGGGUUGGGGCGAUAGGGAUUUUUCAAUCGCCUACAAAUAUUUCAAAGAGCUGGAACAAUGAGCGGAUCCUGCGACAACGACAACAAGGAGAAUGUUUACUACUGGAGACGUGUGAAAACCGUGCAUACAGUGCAAAUAUCGUAACAAAAAUAAAAUAAGUAUACGCAUAAGUACAUAA
Molecule: messenger RNA, 1251 nt
Organism: Sipha flava (yellow sugarcane aphid)
Lineage: Eukaryota; Metazoa; Arthropoda; Insecta; Hemiptera; Aphididae
Product: 3-hydroxyisobutyrate dehydrogenase, mitochondrial
Exons: 7
Coding region: 172-1134 (320 amino acids)
Biological process (GO): L-valine catabolic process
Cellular component (GO): mitochondrion
Molecular function (GO): 3-hydroxyisobutyrate dehydrogenase activity; NAD binding; NADP binding
Source: RefSeq, a predicted model, not a curated record